This is a messenger RNA of Zingiber officinale, 1153 nucleotides long. Its product is annotated as protein transport protein SFT2-like. The record is from RefSeq and is a predicted model, not a curated record. Gene Ontology annotation, biological process: vesicle-mediated transport. Bases 166 to 852 code for a protein of 228 amino acids. The transcript has 4 exons. Lineage: Eukaryota; Viridiplantae; Streptophyta; Magnoliopsida; Zingiberales; Zingiberaceae. Gene Ontology annotation, cellular component: membrane.
GUUACAUUCGUUACAGAGGGAAGAAAAAAACGUACCUUUUUGCAAUUCCCCUUUUCGGUUUGGUUUGGGAUUUCUGGUGCGAUAAUCCCGAUCUGCAGGCGACGAUUGCUCCGCUCCCGAUUUUUAUCCAUUUUGUUUGAUCGGAUUCGGAAGGGGGCGUGGACGAUGCAGAAGACGGCGCAGGCGUGGUUCUCCGGCGGGCCCAGCGAGCGCGAUCCGGCGCCCUCCUCGUCCUCGCUCCUCGCCGACUGGAACUCCUACGCCGCCUCCAGGGCCGCGGAGGACGGCGGCUCCUCCGUGCUCUCCUCCUUCGACAUCGAAGCUGCCGUCAGGACCGCCAACGACAAGGUCACCGACACCUUCAGCGUUGUUACUAAAGGCGUUAGGGAAUUACCCGGAAGCUUCCAGACUGCUACCAGCAGCGUUCCAUCUGGAAAAUCUCUGAUGUACUUCAGCUUGCUCCUUGCUAGUGGCUUCUUUCUAGUUUUCAUUGCGUUCACCAUGUUUCUUCCGGUCAUGGUGCUGAUGCCUCAGAAGUUUGCCAUCUGUUUUACUUUGGGGUGUGCAUCUAUUGUUGGAUCUUUCUUUGCUCUUAAAGGCCCCAAGAAUCAGCUCAAGCACAUGUCUUCAAGGGAGAGACUUCCUUUCACUUUGGGAUUUGUUGGCAGUAUGGUUGGCACCAUUUAUGUGUCAAUGGUGCUUCAUAGCUACAUUCUGUCGGUUCUAUUCUCUGUCUUACAGGUUCUUGCACUUGCAUACUAUGCAAUCUCAUAUUUUCCUGGAGGAUCUGCUGGCCUGCGGUUCCUUUCAGCAACGAUGACAUCCUCAAUACUCCGAUGCUUCGGAAGAUAAAGCAAUUGUACAUAUAAUCAGCAAAUUCAGUUUCGAGAUCAUCCAAUGGAGAAUGUGAUUGGUCAGAAACUUUUCAGCUUUAAACUGGAUCCUAGAGUUCUUGGCUCAGCCCACUGGUGAACAAUUGGAAGCUUUUCGAUUUUCAAUUUGAUUAUUGAAGUUGUAGCACACAGUGCAAAUUCUGAAACACCUUUUUGCUUACUUUCUCCGCAGUAAUUGUGGGUGUAGUCAGUGUUAGUUAACAUUGUUUAAUUAUAAACAUAUCAAGAUUAAUCCUCCUUGCUGCUAUUUCAAUGAUCAA